UCUCCAGCCAAGCUUGGCGCUAACCAAGUCGGCAAUUUCACUUCAUCAUUACUUCACAAAAGACUUCCAAAAUCACUGCGGCAGACAGGCAAAAUAAAAAUGUUAAAUACAUCCUCGCUGGGAGGGGACUGAAGCCUCCAGGCUCAAUCAAAGGUUUACAAUAAUAGGAUUCAUAAAAAAAAAAAAAAAAAAAAAAAGACAGAUGGGAUUUGAAAAUGUUGCAGUGAAGACUCUGGAAUGAGAUGAGAUCACAGCACCAGCCUGUCUUUUGUGGACCUGCACAAUGAUCCCCGAGCCAGACUGGAUUAGGAAACCUCGCGACUAGGGGUUCAGAGAGAGGCUUCCGGUUCCCGGCACUUUGGGGAAGAGAAGGCUGAAACGAUGCAUCAGAUAUACAGCUGCAGUGAUGAAAAUAUAGAAGUUUUCACCACCGUGAUCCCUUCCAAGGUGUCCAGUCCAGCCAGAAGAAGAGUCAAAAGUUCUCAACACCUCUUAACCAAGAAUGUGGUGAUCGAGUCAGACCUCUACACACCGCGGCCCCUGGAGCUGCUGCCACACCGCAGCGACCGCCGGGACGGCGAGGGCCGCAGGUCGGGCCGGCUCCACGGCGGCGGCCGGCAGCAGGGACCCCACCUUGCCAAGGCCCCAGCCAGACCCGUGGGGAUUUCGGAACCCAAAUCAUCAAAUCUGUGUGGGAAUCGAGCAUAUGGAAAAUCUUUGAUUCCUCCGGUGGCCCGCAUCUCCGUGAAAGCCCCGGCAGUGCUAGAGGGGACAGCCACGGGCUCCGAGAACGGAGCUGUUCUGACAAGAGGAUCCAGACAUCUCAAGAAGAUGACUGAAGAGUAUCCUACCCUUCCCCAGGGAGCAGAAGCCUCCUUACCGCUGACAGGAAGUGCUUCCUGCGGUGUCCCUAGCAUCCUCCGGAAAAUGUGGACAAGGCACAAGAAGAAGUCUGAAUAUGUGGGAGCUACCAACAGUGCCUUUGAGGCUGACUAGAGGUGACCCUCCCCAGGUGCCCUGCGUUGGCCAAAGUUCACCGUACGAGGGGAGAAAACUUCCAGAUGGGAACUGAGCCACAGUCACCUCUGCUGGUAGCUGGUCCAAACACAUCACCAUCCCUUACUAACCAAUAGCCCUGGCUUAGGAUACAGGCAAGGAACUUCCCUGGAAGGCAAAAGAAAAGUGUGCCUUCUUAGAAUCGAUAAAGCCAUUGGUUUGAAAGUGGCUUUGGGAGGCCAUAGAGAUUAUAUCUAUAUCUUUAAGCAAGACCACACCACAAUCAAACUUUCUCAACCCAUUUUAAAGACCUCCAAGGAAGGAAGCAGGCAAUUCCUCCGUCUUCCUUGGGAGUUGUUCUAAUGUGUGUGAUUUCUGCUAUAAAUAUAAGAGCUUGAUGCUUGAGGCACUUAUGAACACCGUGGUUCUUACUAUUCCUCUUAUCACAUUUAUUUCAUCUUGACAAAGUACAAUUUUUAAUGACAAAGCACUAAAUAUUUACUUCUAAUAUCCAUUUGACAGUAUUGUCAAGAUUGGUAUUGAUCAUUUGGCAUGAGUGCAUGAAUUCUCUAUUCUUUUACGUGCAGUUUUUCUAUAGAAAAACAGGACUAAAAGUUAAAUGUUGAAUGCUAAUGUUUUCUGAAGUGGCCCAGCCUAGUGAAAUUAAUAAUACCUGGCACUGGUAUCAGGAUCUUAACUUUUGAAAGUGCUUUCCCACCCAUUAUCCUUUAUCUUCACAAAGUCCCUGUUAAAGAAAGCGCAAUAGUUGCCAACCUCCAGAUGGGGAAGCCAAGGCCUUACGAGGCCACCUGACUGCAUACAGUUAGUGGUAUGAGCUACGAGGUCUUCGAGUCCACCAGACUCCUUGCUUUGCUUACUCUAGCUACUUAUUUGAGGAAGGUUUUGAGAGAAAGCAGUAUGUCUCUUGGGGGCAAUGUUUGAAAGGAAAAAUUUGAUAAACUUGGAAAAAGUGACUUAAAUGAAAUACAUCAUUAUGUAUUAGGUUGAACUACAAGAAAUUACCAUUUCUAUGGGUCAAAAACAACUGAUUAUUUCAUAGGAUUCAACAUAGUAUAUAAUACUGUGCUUUCCCUCUCUUAAUGGAAAUGUCUACAAUCCUAUCUUUAAUAGCAAGACUACCAUGAUGCGACGACAACUCUCAUGUAUUAAAUGUCCACCACACUGAACACUCGACAUACAUCCUCCCUAUCCUUCUAACAACUCUGAGUUAGACGGCCUUAUCCAUCUAGCGGAUGACAGUUUAAAGCAGGUACAUGAUUAGUGUGAAGCUGCCUGACCCAUAUGGGUGUCAGGCUUCAGUGCCCAUGCUUGCACACCUUCACACAGAAUAGUUCAGAACACAGAGAAGGAUCACAGUUAGCAAACCAUUUUCAUCUCAAAUGCUAAACACGUGAUGGGCAGAGGCUCUCUAGAGUGCUGUGUGGGGACGAGUCUGAGACGAAGGAGUGCAGUGGUCAGUUAGAAAUCCCUGCCCGCGGAGGGCGUCGGUGGCACAUAUCCUGCAAAUUUGUCAUCUGUUGCAUCACCUCUGCCUCCCAGAAGGCUUCUUUUCUAAUUGAGAAGCCUCAAUUAAUCCAACCCAUUUAGCAAAAUCAGACACUCCAUAAUGAAACUUAAGUCUAAGACUGGGCUGGAAAUAGUCAGGUCUUGGUACAAUGAAGAAUUUGGCUGCGUUACCAGUCUCAGACUCAAUGGUUAUUCAUAGGCUACUGCUCUGUGGCCACAUGUGGCCUUCUGCUGAAUUACCCGUUUCCUGGUCUCCGGUGAACUGUAAGGAGGCAUGGAGGGAUAAGAGGCCUGGUCUGGGCUUUCACCUUGCCGACCCCUGCCCUUCAGCCAUUAUUUUAGACUCUCGGCAUCUAUUCCUCACACUGGAACAUUGGAGAUUUGGGCAUCGAGGGCUCUUUCAAUGAGGGCCUAGUCUCAAUGGACUAAUACUCUUGCACAGUAUAGAUAAUGGGGCCUAGAACACAGUUAGGGAGCAAGCAGGUGAUUUGUGCUGGACCUAUCAGAGUAUCCCAAAACUAUUUAACUUAUUUAUGGCUGAUGUUUUCUAUUUGUAUGUGGCACCUGGAGAUAUCUGUAGGAUAGAGCUAACUUAUCUUUAAUUUAACUAUUUCAUGAUGAAGUGUUUGCCUUGCAUAAAACAUUCUAACUGACCAGUUCAAAUAAAAAUAAAGUAUGCUUUGUUUGUGACCUCAAUAAACCACCA
Suricata suricatta (meerkat) is the source of this 3229-nucleotide messenger RNA. RefSeq names its product vexin (gene VXN). The record is from RefSeq and is a predicted model, not a curated record. Gene Ontology annotation, biological process: neurogenesis; neuron differentiation. NCBI's taxonomy places the organism in Eukaryota, Metazoa, Chordata, Mammalia, Carnivora, Herpestidae. Bases 382 to 996 code for a protein of 204 amino acids. The transcript has 6 exons.